Molecule: messenger RNA, 818 nt
Organism: Porites lobata
Lineage: Eukaryota; Metazoa; Cnidaria; Anthozoa; Scleractinia; Poritidae
Source: the annotation of a GenBank genome assembly
AUGCCGAAAUUUUUCACAAAGAGAAAAGAACCUUUCAACCUAAGGAGCCGGAGUAAGAACCAAAGUUGUACUCCGAAGUCGAAAGUAGACGCCUGCGUCGAGUGGGAUUUGCCUUUCGUCGAAUCGAAAGUAGCCCCAGAAUUUAGGCGUGGGCCAGUUGCUAAAGAAGGAACUAGUUCGGAACUGUUGGAACCUUCUCGCAAAAACUCUGUAGGGUUUAACAAGACCAACUUGGAACCCGUGGAUAUUAGUGUAGAUUCCGACAGCGACGACAGUCUUAGUGCUUUGGACCCACGGCGCCUCAGAGCUCACGUCAGUAGAACCUGAGGAAGAACUGUAUUCAGAAAACGAGAGGGAAAAAGAAAAAGAAAAGGAAAAAGAGAACUGUACGGAUAACAUCAGGUAGUCAACAGGUACCCGCGAGUACGUCACCUGUUACUGGUAAUAUAUCACCUCCUGGUAGUACAUUACCCUCCACGACCGCACCGCUUGAUCCUACAUUUAUAGAACAACCAGAGGUGAUAAAUACUACACCAAUUGUUAUCAAUUAUACUGCUGGUGGACAACAGUUACCGACUAUCGAUUCACCUGCUGAUAUUUAUAAACUUUUCUCACGUAAAAGUUGUAAAUGCGGAUUAGGAGUUACUGCCGCUAGACAUAGUGAACCGUUCUCAGACUCUGAUCCUACCGACGAUUCAAGUUCAACCAGUAUGGAUGGAGAAUACAUUCGUGCACUAACUGAACUAACUCAAAAGCUCCUAAAUAAAGACGUAAACAUAAACAAAUUCCAUGGAUAUGAACAUGAGGACAUAAAUUGA